CGCUGUGAGGUGCCAGCACUCGGCCCUGGGCUGGACUCGCGAAGCAAGGCGGGGUGACACUCCUGUCCCACAGGCUCCUGCUUUCCAGCAGUUUCCGAGACCGCCGGAGUCAAGGGAAUGUCUUUCUGCCUAGUAACCCCUGAUGAGUUUGCCCGGUGGCUGUUGAGAUCCGAGUAAGCUGUUGGUGUCUGUGAUGUUCGGAAGUGUCUCUUCACAGUAACUAAAUCAGUGACUAGCCAAAACAAACAUCUGAUUUUCUUUGGGGGUGUGGUGUGUGUCGAGUCUGCCUUCAGGUUCUAAAUGGCUUCUAAGAAGUUGGGAUCCGACUCUCAUGGGCCUUUCAGUUACCUUGAUGAUGUCCCAUUUAAGAUAGGAGACAAGUUCAAAACCCCAGCAAAGGUUGGGUUACCCAUUGGUUUCUGUCUGUCUGAUUCUUCUCAGCUUGUCAGAGAAGCCCAGUAUGACUUCUCUCUGGAAAAGAAAACAAUUGAGUGGGCUGAAGAGAUAAAAAAAAUUCAGGCUGCCCAGAGAGAAGCUGAACGCAAGGCAGAAGAAGCCCUAGCAAACUCAAAAGCAGCUCCAGAGGACAACACCAAGAUGGGGUUCUCAGAGGGACCUUGCCCUGAAGUCAUUCCUCCUCCUAUUAACCCCAUCCUCGCUAGCCUGCAGCACAAUAAUAUUCUGACUCCUACCCCAGCCAACACCAGCUCUGUGAAGCAGAAGGUCCUCAGUCCACCUCGUCCAAAGGCAGAUUUCAACCCAGCUGAUUUUGAAUGUGAAGAAGACCCGUUUGACAAACUGGAAUUAAAAACUAUUGAUGAUAAGGAGGAAUUAAAAAAUAUCCUUGAAAUUCAUGUUGGUACUACUGGGCCAAUUGUUGCCCAGCUGUUAGAUAAUACUUUGCCUAAAGGAGGGUCUGAGUCUGUGUUGCAAGAUGAGGAAGUUCUGGCAUCCAUAGAAAAGGCUACGUUGGACUUCAAACCCCUUCACAAACCCAAUGGCUUUAUCACUUUACCACAGCUGGGAAACUGUGAAAAGAUGUCCUUGUCUUCCAAAGUGUCCCUUUCCCCCAUCACUUCAGUGAGCAAUAUCAAAUCCCUGUCAUUCCCUAAGCUUGACUCCGAUGAGGGUGAUCAGAAAUCAACAAAGCUCACGAGCACUUUCCACAGCACUACCUGCCUCCGCAACGGCACUUUGCUUAGCUCUUUGCAGACCUGUGCUCAGAGCAAAGUCAGUGAACUGAAUGGACACCAUAUGCUUGGUCUUUCCGCUCUAAAUGAGGACAGUGGCAGGGAGACGUUAUCAUCUUCAUCCAGGCUGUCUCCCCGGGUUGUUUCCACUGUUUGUACAGAAGAAGAAUCAUCUCAAAGUACAUCGACUACGCAGGUACACCCAGACUACCAGGAAACAGAAAUCCCUGUGGUAACACACCAAAACUUUGCAGUGUCUAAAGUGCCCAAUAAUAGUAGCUGCACGAAGUGGCCAGGUGGUCUUGCAGCUGAGCUGCAGCAGGGCCUCUCCCCCAGCGAGAGGCACUGUGUGGAGACCGUGGUCAACAUGGGCUACUCACCUGAGAACGUCCUGAAAGCCAUGAAGAAGAAGGGACAGAACAUAGACCAGGUUUUGGAUUACCUGUUUGCACAUGGACAGCUUUGUGAGAAGGGCUUUGAUCCACUUCUUGUUGAAGCAGCUUUGGAAAUGCACCAGUGUUCAGAGGAGAAGAUCACAGAACUUCUCCAAUUAAUGAGUCAAUUUAAAGAAAUGGGCUUUGAACUAAAAGACAUUAAGGAGGUCUUAUUAUUACACAACAACGACCAACACAAUGCUUUGGAAGAUCUAAUGGCCCGUGCAGGAGCCAGCUGAAGACACAUUCCUGGAUUCUUUGUGUGCAACAGAGCAGGACCAGCCCCGCCACCUUUGCAUCCAGUGUGACUUGCUCUCAGUGGGAAGGAGUCCAGCUUUUCGCAUACAAGGGAGAGUGACUGAGCAAGUCUGCCUGCGUGCAUCACUCCAGCAUUUCUCUUUUCACUGAGGGCCAACUUUCAUUCUUAAAUUAAAUUUUGAAGUGUCCUUUCCCGAGUUUCCUUUUUCCAGCUUGGCCACGGAAAGUUGAGACUGCCCAGCCUUGACUGGAAUUGUACAUAGGUAGAGAUGGAGUGGUUGCCCCCCUCAUUGUUGCACUGGAGUUGGACAGAAGAAUAUUAAGUUGGGUCUGAAACUAGGAUGCUUUGGUUCUUUGAAGCUGCUUUCAUGGUGUCUUGUCUGCUUGUACUGAGUUACUUGACUGUGUCACAGUCCAGAUUACCUGGUUAAAUUUGACCUUUAGUGCAAUGGAGUUUUAUUUUUUUGGUUGAAAGUUAGUCUGUAACUUAGUAGAACACUGGUUCAGAAACUGUCACUAUGCAUAAAGACAGAACCUUGUUUUGUCCUCUUGGUUUUUGUUCUUUACCCAUUCAUCCAACACUUCUGCCAGACACAAGUGUGCAAUGCUGAGUGGUAAAUUCCCUUGAAGCAGGUAAGCUGUGAACUCAACCUAGACCUGCAACUUGUGUUGGUUCUUGAACCUGAAGGUGGAGAGCUGGGGCUCAAUAUUUUUAAUCCCCUGGGCUUAUAGGAUAUUUAAGACAAUGCCCUGCUAGAAAUCCAGUUAUCUUUUUGAUCUAAAUAAUAUACAGUGUGAUGCAGGAGGUUUCUUUCAAGCACUUUCUUUAAAACAAAUAUACUCACUGCAUUAGUUCCAUUUUUCACAUUGCAAUAGAACUACAUAGUAACAUCUAGUGCUACAAAUCAGGUUUGGGGUUGUUUUUGAUAGUUCAAAGUAUUAUGUUGUACAUUGAUCAAGUUCUAAAUACAUGAAAUAUCAGCAGUCUAGAGGAAUCUCUAAUUUGCUAAAUAUUUUGAUUCUGCAGAAGAGCAACUAAUAAAACCCUGAAAUACAACUGUCAUGUUUCCCAUCUCUCAUCCUCUUUGGCUUCAGCAGACAAGGAACUUGCUGGAUCCUGCCUGCCCAGGUGCUGCCAUCUCCUUUGGGCACAUGUGAACACUGCAGUGGGGUGCUGUGCUUCUCUGUGGCUUAUUUUCGUUUUGUGGCAAAACCCCAGCCUAGGGAUCUAAAUUCACAUUAGAGCCUGGAGCUGGAGCAUUGGGCUGCUGGAGGUCAAAACAUCUCAGCUCAUUGCAUCAGUGUAGGUUUUCAGUACGAAGUUUCAGCUCAUAAGGGCUCCAAAGGAGAUGAUGGCAUUUCUCUCCAUUAUGUUAACUUUCUAGGAUCAAAACAUCUAAUUUGGGCCCAGUGUGUACUCCUGGAAUUCUCUGUGGGGUGCCCAACUGUGUGAAUUACAUACAUUUACUUUAAAAUUAUGCAAGAGAGGGAUCUGCUGGCAAGUAUCUAGGAGGUAUGGAGUAGAAUGAGGAGGAGCAGAGCAGGCUGCCUUGCACAUACCCCAGUGUUGACCAUUUUCUAGUGGUAGAGCUGAAAUAAAGCUUGUUUAAGGAUGUUCAACAGCUGGUGGGACAACAGCUGCUGCUUCUGUUAGUGCAGGUACUGUCCAGCUUUUCUUCCUUCCCAGGUGAAAAAUGCAACAGUGAAGUGAGGAAAUGGGGUUCCUGAUCAAUUUGAAAACCUUGAAAACAAAAUUCAAAUUUUGCUUUACCAUCAUUGCUGAGAGCAUUUGAUUGUGUUACUUGUUCUGGUUUUCUCAGAAUUGCUACCCAAGUGUGUCCCUGUCUGCUACCAGACAGUCCUGAAGGGGCAAGAAGUCUUUGACAGCAAAGAAACAACUAUUUAGACAAAAACUCUGAAUAAAAUAAUCUCUGAUUGUAUUAGUGUGUGUUGUUUUUUCACAGUUCCCCUCCAGGGUCUGGUUCUUAGCCCUAUAGAAUAACUACUCUGCUUUUGGAGCUCUUGUGGAGGUGAGAGCAGGGAGGUGACGAUGGGAAGUGGCACCUGUGAAGAUGCAGCAUCUUUUUUUCAGAGAGCCAUGCCCACUUGGGUCUUCCCUGGUGAUGCUACUCUUGCUUCGGCAGUGACAUUUCUGGAUUUAAAUCCAUGGGUGGCUGAAGGCUUGAAGUGUAGUCCUGCAUUGGCAUCUCAGAGAAGAAAAUACCAAAGAGUGAGGAGAUUAAGGGGGUUCGAGAAGAGGAAUUGCCAAAUAAAUGUGUAACAAGAGAACCACUGUGACCAGAGUUCAAUGUUCAGGGUGUUGUGCAGCAUUUGUUAAUCUGGUACUGUUCUGUCCUGGUACAGGUCAUUGUGGGUGUGGGGAGGUCCUGCUGGCUGGAGGAAGGCUGGGCUCUGCCUUGCUGCUGGCUGGUGAGAAGAUUGGCUGCACCCAAGGUCACUUGUGACCUUGGAGCAUUUCUUUUAGCUGUCAGGUCACAUUGAUUCAUGUCCCUGCUGUACCUUUCUGAGAGGUUCUAUGUGAGGUCUGUGUGCCUGAGUGAGAAGGCUGGUGAGAAGUGUAGAGGCAGAGCCUCAAGUGGUGGUUGUACUUUCAACAAGAGCAUCUUUGAGCUGCCUCCUGCUGGUUCUGGACAGCAGUAGCCUGGAAAUGGCCCUGGUACUGCAGAGCUAUCCUUCACCCGCAUGGCAGCCCAGGGCUCCUGAAACUGUAGCUGGGCAGUGGGAGCAGCAUUUUUUAGCCGGCUCGUGGCUCCUGCCCCGGAUCUGCCGGAGAACAGAGGCCUGUCAACGGCUUCCUGUGGCUGCUGCCCAAGCCAGGAAGGGUCAUUCUAGAAUGAAUGAAACUCUCCAUACCAACAAGCCCUGUGAGAAGGGGAGCUUGUACAGAUUUCCAGCCUCACUUAAUAUUUUGCAGUCAAUCAAAGAGGCAUUUUGAUCAUGUUUACCUAAAAUGAUUUUUAACA
Molecule: messenger RNA, 4866 nt
Organism: Pseudopodoces humilis (Tibetan ground-tit)
Lineage: Eukaryota; Metazoa; Chordata; Aves; Passeriformes; Paridae
Gene: UBAP1
Product: ubiquitin associated protein 1
Biological process (GO): ubiquitin-dependent protein catabolic process via the multivesicular body sorting pathway; regulation of DNA-templated transcription
Cellular component (GO): ESCRT I complex
Molecular function (GO): DNA binding; ubiquitin binding
Source: RefSeq, a predicted model, not a curated record